CCCAGUGCUGAGCUGUCUUCAGCUAAAUGAGAUUAAAAAUCUCAGCAGCAUUUUUAGAGAUCUUUUCUGACAGGUGAACUUGGGGUUUGCCUGCCUGCAUCACUUGAUGUUGCAUAUUAUGACCACUUAGUAAUCUCUGUGAAACAGUACAGAGAGAAUUCAGAAAGGGAAUUUCCCUCAGAGCUAAAUACAGCCACAACUGCCUUGCGCAAAGUCACUCAUUUUAAUUGCUCAUCGGAGGAUGUUCUUGUAUCGUGAUCUUCUCCACACGUGCCAUUUUGGGGACCUGGGACAACACCUUCCAGAGUGUUCGCCAGGAUGCGCCCCUGGAGCCAGAAAGAAAGUUUAUCUAACAGAAAGAGUAUAAACUAUUUGUCUCCUGCUUCUGCCUUGAUUAGCCAGUGGCAUCAGAGGACUGAGGUGGUGACUAGCUGGUGUCUGCGGUCUUUGGCUGGAUGAGCUGGACACAUUGGUGCCCCCAGAUUAAAUGAGGGUUGGCAGCUAGACAGCAGCUCAUCUAGCUGCUGACCUCAAGGAUUUUGUCGUGCAGAUUCUGCUCACCGAUGGGAAGUUUCAUAUCCAGGUUUCCUCCCAGCUCUCUCCUUGCCAGUGGCAUGGAAAGGUGAUAAAUUCAGUGGGGCACUGGGCUCAGAGACACUUCUGUGCUAGGAAAAGCGAAUUUUCCCCCUGAGCCGGAGGGUGGCAGUACUGCAGAGAAGCCGCUCUCCACCCUGAAGACUCCUGCUGAGAAAUUCUGCCAGCUCCCGCUGUGUGCAGGAGCUGCACCUUGUGCUGCUGUGUGUCUGUGAGCCCUUCUGGGACACCGCUGCCGACUCCUCCUUCCUCUGGUCCUUUUCUUGGUUUUUGUUUUUGUAAGUAAUGAGCAGUCCUUAUCUCCUGGUAAGCAGGAUCAGCUCUGCCCUGCCGCCAGGCUAUCUGAAGUGUGCCGGAGUGGAGCACUGAAGUGGUAUCCAAGAUAGGCAUGUCUUCUUCCAAAGUUGACAAAAGAGCCUGUAGGACAAACUGGAAGCAACGUACAUGCAAUCUCCUGUAUGAAACUGUCUUCUUCUGGGAGCUGGUGGAACAUUUCACUAUAAAAUAAGCUAUAAAGCAAAAAUGACAGCCAAGCUAAUUAACGGGGAAGGGAUAAAAAAAAAACAGGAAAAAGGUGGGUGGUGGAAGGAGACACCUUGAUUUUGUAAUGAAAAUCACCUUCCUUGUCACUUGUGCAGCUCUUUGGUGUUUGCCAUGCCCCUGCAGGAAGGUAAAUGCUCAUUUCUGACACUCCUAUAGUUUGUGAUGGUUGUUAGCAAGCUUAUUGGACUUUCUCUCUAAUGAAAUCUCCUUCCUUUAUCAUUCCAUUUCUUUGUUCUAACAGAGUCAUAGGCUGAGAUUGGACUUUUCUAAAACUGACAUUUAUGCCUGUGGAAAAAGUGUCUUUUUCUCCUUUGCCCAGAGAAGUGUUUCACUUUGAAAUUUUCCUUUUUUCUCUGACCGUUCCCUUCACAGGGGAGUCUUGCCUGUCUUCCUGGUCUUUCACACACUGGUGCUAAGGCAGUGCUCCACAUCUCAUGUGAAAACUUGCUUCUUCAAUUUCUGUAUGAUAAGGUACAGCCCAGCUUUGCAGCUGUGCUGUCCUACCUGGGGCUGAUGUCUUUCACUGUAUCAGCGUGUUUUUCUCCGAGUGCUGUAGUUUAACGGUUUUCUCUUCCUCAGAUAGGUAAUUGUGGGACUUCCUUGGAUUUUUUUUCCUUUGUAUGCAGUUCAUUGUUUCCUCUUCUUCCUUUUCACAUGUCCUCGUUGCUAAGAUUUAGUUCCUGUGUUUUCUGAUAGCGUUUUGCACCAUUUCCUGGGAAUUUUACGUCCCCUCUGUAAUGCUGCUUUUGCCAUGGGAUGUUUCCUGGUCCAUGUUUCUUCCAUGGUCAGUGGUCUGCUUGCCUCAGGAGGUUCUGCUAUCCCAGUGCCUUUGGUCAAGUAGUUUUUCAGUGAUCCUGGUGUAGGAACAUCCAUUUCUAGGUGUAGCUGUACCUUCAGCUGCCUGUUCAGGUAAAACAAUGUUAACAGCACAAAGCAGCUAGUUGGUUGUCUUGUUUUGGCACAAAACUUAGGUAGCUCAGCUAGCAGAUAAAUGGAAGCAGCAACAAGAGAUAGGGAGGAAGAAAUCUCAGUGGGCACACCUGCAGCUACAAGAGGAUGACUGUAAAUUUUGGCCUAAUUUUUUUUUUCUUGUUGCCUUUGGUUGUAAUCAGUUAUAUUUAAUUUAGUCUUUGCUCCUUAUUGCUGGACAACACUAAUUCUUUCCAGAAGGAGAAAGUGACCUUUAUGCCAUGGCUUCUUCUUGGGUGGGUCUUUGGCUCUCUGGUGUCUUUAUUUAGAGGAAUGAUUAAAAGGAUGUCAGUGUGCUCCUGGGAUGCUCCUCGGAAGUUCAGUCAGGAGGCUUUUCUUUUGAAAGCAGCACUGCUUUACAGAUCCUUUGUUAUCAAGAAAAAGGACCUUGAGUUGAUGUUUCUUCUGACUCUGUAGCUACAGCAGAAAACUGACUUGGGGGAUUGUUGUCAUAGUCACGUAGAACAAGAUGCUUAUGGUAUUCUUCAAAGCCCACCACCACGAGGGGAGGACCUGUGAUACCUGCACUAAUCCUUGGGCAGGAGCUGGCGUCUGUUCAGGAGUUUGCUGUUCUAGGUAAGCCUGUGUGAAGAAUUGCUACGUUGUGAAAGCAAGAGUGCACUACUCCCUUACCGCUUCUAAAUGGUCUUGUUUCUGUUGGUGAACCAGAAUGUUUAUAGAUGGAGACUGGUAAUUUUAAAUGACAGAUUUAAUUAAGCAACAAAGUUGUUUUUCUUAUCAGGUUGUGGGUUUCCAUUGCCACUUGUAUGAUAAACAACAGCCAUCAUCCAAGGAAGUGUGUCCGACAGUCACUUGAGGCAGAGCUGGGAAGCCGGAGCCUGCGGUUCUCGGCCAUGCCUGCUGCCAGGUGUGCUUUUCUGGUGACCCAGCCGCAUCCCCGAUGAAAGAAAAGCCUUUCAGCUCCUCUUGCACUUGGAGACUCAGACCAGACUUCUCCGAGCUGCGUGCUUCUGUACCUGUCCUUCAGGCACAGCAGCAAUGAAUGUACGCAUCAGUGCUCUGCCUGGUGCGAAGGGAAUUAGCCAUUGCCUGCACACUCGCUUGCUGAAUUGUGCAGAGCUGGGUCUCCUCACCUACAGUCCUUGUUAAUGAGGCGUGAUCACCCUGCCAGCUUUCGUGGUGUGUUUUAGGCAGGUUUACUUCAGGAAGGAAAAGAGCCUAAAGCUAGUUGAUGAAAGUUCAGCUGCAAGUCUCCUUCUUGCUCUGGUAAAUAAUGCACAUGCUGUACCACGUGGCAUAAACGUACACAGCAGGCACGAUGGCGGUGAGUGGCUCUGGGAGCUGGUGGAGUGUGUGUCACUGCAGACUGCUUGGGGACUUUCAUAUGUUGGCUGCUGCCAAAGUGCUAAGUGGGCUCCUACAGCAACACUGAUAGAACAAGUAAGCAAACGCACACUGUCUAAACCAAAACUGUAGCAGCUUAUUGCAGCUGCUGGCCAGGUGAUUGGGCUGGCUGUCAGCAAGGAUCCUGCAGAGUUCAACAGAAACAGGAAGAUAAAUCCUUUUUAGUUACUUGUUAGCAAAAGUUUUUCCAAACAAGUCCCAGGUUUCCCAAUUACACACUUCUACAGAGAGUAGCAUAAUAGUAAUUAUGCAACAGGCCCACAUCUUUGGCAGUUGAACAGCUCCUGUGUCAAGCACCUCUCGAUUUACUAAUUUAUCAUUUUCUGACUUAUUUACUACAUUCCUAAAUGCUUAUCUUAUUUGCUGUUCUGUCUUGUCUGCACUAAGCCUGUCUGUCCCAGCGCUGGGAGUUCCUGAAUAGAUUCCAGAUGUUCUUAUUUGCUCAGGUACAUUUCAUGACUCUUCAUUAAAUUAACUCUUUAUUGGCUUACAGGGCCUACAGUAGCAACAGCCCUUCCUCUCUUUUCUCAUCCAUCUUGGUGGCUGUUGAAGUCACGACUCCUGUUCCACCAAGAGAAGGCAGCUGUGCUAAGGGGAACAUGAGAGCUGCUGGCUGUGCUUAGAGCAGUCAAGGAGGGGUAAACCUUCAGAGGACUCGCUAGUGGAACGUAUCCAAAUACUGCCACUUGCUUCUGUGCCAAAAAAUUCCCAUUUGCUGGCUUUAGACUUCUUUUUUUUUUUUUUUUUUUUUCCAUGGGGCUCCCUUGCCUGAGCCACCUGUCUCUAGGUCAUAGUACCCUGAGAAAAGCUGUUCAGCUAGCAUGGCUUGGAUUGGAGUUGUUUGUAUCAUGCAUUCCUGGGCCCUGGGCUGCCUUGAGAGAUAAGAUCUCAUGCUUCUGCAGUGGAGAAGGGGGUUCUGGGGAGGGGACCUUUCCUUUGCAGUCAGUCAACUCCAACAUGACCUUGUUUCUUAAACUGCAGAGCUUUGGCUUCUCUGAGCCUUUUGCUGAGUAUUUGCACAACAGAAAAAAUGGCUGUAGCUGGAGUGUUGCUGAGUGCUUUCCCUAUUCUUUCAAAACCUAUUUCUAAGCAAUUGAUAGCAAAAGAUCAGUGUAGUGAUGGAAGAGGCAUUGUCCUUUUGCUCCAGACCCUUGGUGUGCGCAGUGUACAGUGAGCUGGUUUGGUUGGAUUUCAGGCCUUGGCACACGGCGUUAUUAGAAAGCUCAUUGCUUGCAGCAAGUAGCCCAGUGUAUAGCAGUGAUUAACACUGAGAUUGGUGCUUUUCAUUGAAAUCUGCCUUUCCAGCAUAAAGCUGAACCCCGCUCUUGCGCAAAGGAGGGCUGAGAGCUCCCCAUGCCGCACUAGCAAUCGUGACAUCCUGUCUAGAGCCAACGGGUGAUGCUGUCUUCUGUAAGGCACUGAGCAACAUGACAAAAGGCUUUGGGAGGAUCUGAGCAGAGCAGAAAUAAAGCUUUCCUGUGUUGAAGAUAAUUGCGCACUGAACUAGCCAGGGAGCGACAGCUACACAGCUACUCUGGGAGGUAACUGUUGGUCAUCUGUUGGCUUUCUAGUCUGUGAGCAGAAAAUGCAGCCAUUUGUACCUGGAGAGUAAAUGAGUGCCAAAGAGCCAGAGGAUUAAGUGCUGAGUACAAUUUCCAAAGGUAUCUUGUGUCUGUGCAAACAUAAUUGUGUGUGAUGAGUGGGUACAAAAUGGCCUAGAAAAAAAAUAAAAAUCAGGUUUUUAUAUUUCCUUUUGAGUUUCCCCUUUCCUCUUGGGUGGGGAGAGAUGUAUUUUGCUUUCUUAUAGAGAUGUAUGCUUAGAUAUGCUGGUGGGAGACAGGGAUUUGGCUCCCACUGCACUGGCUGUGGUCCAGCAUGAGUGAUAUUUGUUAUCUGGGAUGUCAGUAAAAUAGCAGUGAAGAGAGAUGCCGCUGACUCAGUUGUACUGUGGCUUAUUAACCAAGUUCUGACUCAGCCUGCAAAAUUCAGGGGUUUUUUUAGAUUAACCCCCACUGGACAAGGCAAGGCUGAGCUGAAGAUGACACAUUUUUCUAACAGUGUUGUGAUGAACCUUGCAGAAUGAGUGCCUGUGUUCUCCUUGGGUAUGGGUGGUGGUACAGAGACACUAACAUGGGUUUAACACACCCAGUGGCUCCUGGCAACCUGGGAGGAGAGCAGGGAGAAGGUUUUGCCUGUGGUGUUCUGCCCCAGCUGCUGCAUAUGAGUUCGGCUUCAGAGACUGAGUUUGAUCUAGCUAGAGAAGCCUGUUUUUAAAGAGCUGCCUGAUGAGACUAGAUGUGCCAAGCAGAUGAUUAGCGGGCAGAGUGGCAGUGCGAUCCCUUUCCUGCCAGCCUUUUGCUGUGUGCCUUCUGUCCUCUGAAGCCAAUUUCUCCCUCUGCCUUUGCUUUGCCAAGUGCUUGUAACCGUGACGGGCUGCGUGCUGUGAGCACCGCUGCCUUGGGAACUCAGCUGCUCCCACACAGCCAGCGCUGAGUAACUGGGCUCCUACCGCUCUUAAUGUGGGAGUAAUUUUUGGUUUGUGAUACCGAGACUGCUCAGCUCUAUGGGCUGUGAAGGGUCUGUGAAAGGGGACUAAGAAAAGCACGUUUCUUGUCACCACACUAAAACAUACUGUGUGGGGUCUGCAUUGCCAUGGAAGAUCUCUCAGGAGCUCACAGACUGAAAGAGGUUGAUAAUUGCAGAUCUUGCUUAAUAGAGAAAGGAAAAUGUAUCCCACGCCUCCUACUCUCACUGACAUUGUCCUGGGCUAGGGCUGUGCCAACACCUUGCACUCAUUAAGGAGAGGGCAAAGCAAAGGGGCAGGGGGUUUCCACAGCCCUGAAAAAGGAGCCAGAGCUGGACUCCUGGUCUUCCUGGGCUGCCUUGGGAGAGAGGGGCUUUGCCAGGGAGUGACUCAGGGCAAGAACCUGCCUGUCCUGCUGCCUGCUCCCUGGCUGCUCCAGCCACUUUGGUUGUCCGCUCCAGGUUUCGCACGCUGGUUCUUUGCAGCUGUUGGUUGCUGGUGGCGAGGCAGGAGUCCUGGGGUGGCUCAAGAGUGUUCCUGCGGUGGUCUGGAGCUCAGGCAAAGGACUUCUCCGCACCCCUAAAAUCUCAGUGUGGCAGCAGCCCUGCAAUGGGGAGGAAGCGCUGGACCCAACUUCACCUUUGAAGAGCAUCAGAUUUGUCCGCUGGACUGCAGAGAGCCUGGAAGCUACUGCCCCAAGUACUUGCUGCACUGUGAGCCCUGCCAGGUUUCCUGCCUCCGUGGGCAGGGUCUGGCCGCGCUCCUCCUACAGGGCCAGUCAUUUCCCCUCCAUCAGCUCCCCGUGGGUCCCCACAGAUGUUGUAUUUUCACUUGUCAAAUCUCCACCUAGCUCUGAUCUGCGCCUGCGGUGUGCUCUUUGACGUACAAAGGCAACUUCUUCCUUACCCUGGGUAAGGAAGCUUCUGUUUCCCCACCACGUGACGCUGAAGGACACGGUCAUGUCUGCAGUCAUGCUUCCAGGUGGUAAUGAAGAUGCUGAGCUGCACAGGUUAACCCAAGAAGGAGCUCUCCCACAGAGGAGAGUGGUCUGCAGAAAGGAGAAGCCAGGACUGCCACUCUGCAGAAAGGUUUGCUAUGCUGUUGGGGGCAUUCCCUACCAGAUGACAGGCAACGCCCUUGGGUUUUUCCUCCAAAUCUUCCUGUUGGAUGUUGUGCAGCUGGAGCCAUUCCAUGUCUCUUUGAUCAUUUUCCUUGGAAGAGCCUGGGAUGCAGUUACUGACCCUGCUGUUGGCUUCCUGGUCAGCAAGAGCCCAAGGAGAAAAUAUGGCAAGCUGGUCCCAUGGAUCGCAUGCUCCAUGCCAUUUGGGGUGCUCUGCUACUGCAUGAUGUGGUCCACUCUCUCGGAUGCCACCCCCACCUCCCUGAAAUUCCUGUGGUACCUGUUGAUGUACAGCUUCUUCCAGACUUGCAUGACUUGCCACCACGUGCCGUACUCUUCCCUGACAAUGUUCCUGGGAGGAACCCAAAGAGACCGUGACUCGGCCACUGCCUACAGAAUGGGGAUGGAGGUGUUCAGCACGCUUCUUGGGUCAGGAAUCCAGGGGCAGAUUGUGGGCAGCUACCAUGCCCGCAUGAUGAACAGCUGUUACGUGUCGAACGAGACCCUGCCCAACACCAGCACCUACAGCCUCACGGACUCGCUGGAGAACAUUCGUAGGGCCUACGUAUUUGCAUCCCUGGUCCUGGGAUCAAUCUAUUGCCUAUCCUGUCUGAUUCUCAUCUUUGGAGUCAGGGAAAAGCCUGGGCCCCUCAGCCCCCUGGGGAAGGUUGAGCUGCCCUUUGCCAGCUGCCUGAGGAUGAUCGUGGGACACAAGCCCUACAUCCAGCUGCUGUGUGGCUUCCUCUUUGCAUCCCUGGCCUUCCAGGUGCGAGACCUGCCAUGGCAGGAGGAGAGCUUGGGGGAUGAGAUGUCUGGGCAAGUUAUCCAGACACUGAACUUGGGACCCCCAGCCAGGAACAUCUCCAUGUUGCUUUCCCAGAUCACACAGGGGAUCUUUGCCUUCUUCUGUACUCAUGCCGCAGGGCUGGCUGGGAAGUUCCAGCAUUUAGUGCUUAUCAUGUUGGUCACAGCUUCCCUCUCUGUUCCCUUUUGGCAGUGGUUUUUGGGGAGAUUCGGAAAGAAAACAGCAGCAUCACUGGGCCUGGUGCUGAUCAUCCCAGCCCUGGCAGCCAUCACCCAGGUGAUGCACAACUUCCUGGCCUUAGUCUUCCUGGUGAUCGUGGCAGGCUGCAGCAUGGCUGUGCUCUACCUUUUACCAUGGUCCAUGCUGCCAGAUACGGUGGACGACUUCAUGCUGAGGAACCCCAGCUGCCUCAACCUGGAGGCUCUCUUCUACUCUUUUUACGUCUUCUUCAACAAGUUUGCAGGUGGCCUUGCCGUGGGGGUAUCGACGCUGAGUUUACAUUUUGCAGGUUACCAUGCUGGAGACUGUACGCACAACCACUCCGUCAUCCUCGCUCUGCAGCUUCUUAUGGCCCCGGUCCCAAUAAGCCUGCUGCUCAUUGCCAUAAUCAUCUUCCUCCUCUAUCCCAUUGAUGAGGAGAGGAGGAAGCAGAUGAGGAUGGAGAUGGAGGCAAUGGGACAUCAGGUACAGUGCGGCAGCCAAGAAUAAACCCAGGGCUGAAGUGGGUGAGUUCAUCGGGAAGGACGCGGAUUUGCUGUGCUGUCAGGAUGUGCUGCUGUCAGGGAAAGUCAUCGCUUCCUGUUGUUUUCUGUUCCCUGUCCCAAAGGCCUGCUUUGCAUCCUGACCCCUUCCCUCUCCCAGCUGGCAGGCAUGGGACAGGGAGGGGGGUCCUGCUGCAGCCCCAGCCCUGCCACCUCACCAGAGCUGCUUUCUCCCGGGCUUGGCCUCGCCAGUCUUUUGGCAGGUCCCGACAGAUCUGGGCAAGGCAGAUCCAUGCUCUCCUUCUGGGAGAGACUGCAGUGCCAGGGAGGAAGGGCCCCCGCCAGCCCCAGAGCAGUGCUCACACACACUGGCGUGUGGAGGUGUCACUUAACCUUGUGGGAAAGCAUGCACAAAGAACACAGGGAUUGUUUUUGAAAGGAAACCAUUUUUGACCAGUUUUUAGGGAGAAUACUGCCGAGAUAGUGCAUGUCUCUGUACUUAGACUGCCCCUUCACAGGGAAAGGUUUAGAAUUUCAUUGAACAAGGGUGAAGUUCAAGCCAGCGGUGUUUUAAAGCAUGUGCAGAUACAAUGACACCUGGCAGCAAGGUGGUGGAAGCCAGCUCUGUCCGUCUGCCUGGGCCUCGUUAGCUGAGUCACUUCGGGGAAACCAGGAGCUUCUCCAUGCAAGAGACCACGGGAACGGGCUGCACUGCCUCCGGCUCAGGCAGCCGGGGAGGGUUCUGGCAGCUUGUCCUGUUUUUUGCCAGCUUGGGAGGUUACAGCAGAAGUGUCAAAUGAAUGUCAAGAAGAGCUGAGUUGCCUUUAAAUCAUAGCCCAUAGCUAGAUCUCCCGCAGCAGCAUCUUGCCAGAGCUGCUCGGCACCCCCACAUCUCUCCUGGCAACAGUGAGGGGGCAGCGGGGCGAAGAGAGGAGAAAUCAGCCAUCUCGUGGCUGGUUGCCCUCAGCUGUGUUCAGCCUUGUGCAGAGGCAGAGAGUGAGGCUGGUUAUUUUUAGGGCUAGAGCUGUAUCUGACCGUUGGUUGACCUUGCAGCUCUCCAGUCUGGUGCACACUGGCAGGAUCUGAGCAAAUUACUCCCCAGUUGUGCGCUGAAUUAAUUUGAAGCCUUAAGUCUUGUGGUGCAACUUUGCGAUCAAUGGCGGAGAUCGUGUUUUAGAGCUGCGUCAGGGCACCUGCAGGAUCGUCGCAGCAGUCCAGAUUCAGAACAAUUUCUCAGAUGCACAAAAGGCCUCCUUUUCUUUCCCCCUCUUUUUUUCUUUUUUUGUUGUCUUGUUUUCUGAAGUGUGAAGGAUGUUCCUUGGGAUUGCCUGACUAAGGCUGCGGUCAGGUGUUGGGAUGCACUGCCCUCUGCCACCACGCUGCUUUCAGCCUUGCUGCCUCUGGAUUUACGAACAAGCAAGUGCCUUUGAGCGUCAAGGAAACACUCUGAUUGCUGAGAAUUUCAUAUCCUGCCGAAAGCAUGAAUUAUGUCCAAAGGGAGGCACCCCUUGGGACAGAGGAGUGGGCUUGAUCUGGAGCUCCCAACCUGCAGCAUGGGCCGUGAACGGGCCACGGGCUGCUGCAGAGCGGGACCAGACCCAGUGCAGAGCAGGGAGCUGCUGCUGGCAUGCAUGGUGCCUGCCAGCCCCACUGCUGCCUGGGGUGGUGCUUGUGUAUAUCAAAUAAUGUCCUGUUUAUUUUUUACAGCAUUAAAUCUGAAUGGUCACGCUUUUC
Molecule: messenger RNA, 10355 nt
Organism: Harpia harpyja (harpy eagle)
Lineage: Eukaryota; Metazoa; Chordata; Aves; Accipitriformes; Accipitridae
Product: sodium-dependent lysophosphatidylcholine symporter 1-like
Exons: 13
Coding region: 6955-8628 (557 amino acids)
Biological process (GO): carbohydrate transport
Cellular component (GO): membrane
Molecular function (GO): symporter activity
Source: RefSeq, a predicted model, not a curated record